GCGCCGCCUGUCUCUAUUGGGCCUCUGACACCAACCGGUUCUGACAGCCUACGUAUUCCAUGUGGGUCUAUCUCUUACUACCUUUCCCUAACACCAAAUCAGGUUUUAGUCACUCCCCUGAGCCUUUUUAAUCGGGACCCUGUACGCUUUAAGCAGACUCCCUCUCGUCUGUCUUAUGUCUCCGCAUAUAUCUUAUAUAUCUUUCAUAGACACCCUUCUAGACCACUCAGGCUGAUAUUUCCGUUGCUUUUACCUUUCCGUUCGUCUGGUACCGGGCUUAAUAUACGUCGUAUCUCCCCAUCAGUAUCGAACCGGCUCAGUUCCCUACUUCACUUCUAGCUUGGUCUUCAACUCGUACCAUUGUAAGCUCUGUGUUACCGCAUAUGAGAGCUAUCAUACAUACCUCCAUUUUAUAAUACUACCCUUAUUGCACCUAUCCUCGUGUUGUUUCCAAAUUCUGUCACACUCUCGUUCCACCUCAAAACCAAAUUCCUGGCCAGGAAACUACCCGCUUAUUCCGACAUCGAUACAUAUCGGCACCGCGAUGGCCUCCACCAAAGCUCGCCAACCUCGGCUCCGAGCUUCAUGCGAUGGAUGUUUUUUGGCGAAGGUCAAGUGCUCUAAGGCUCGGCCCAUAUGUUCCCGUUGCCUAGCAUGUGGUAUCGAGUGUCGGUACUCGCCUUCGAGCCGGGCAGGCAAGCCUAAGUCUGAGCAUAGCGGAGGCGCCCAUGCGAAUGCCCCUCAGGACAUGCAGCAAAUGCAUCACAGUCUAAUAGAAGACAAGAACAUGUCAUAUUCUACAGCACAUCAAAUUCCAUCUGAACAUAUUUUCAGUUUCGAGCCGGGAUGGACCACACCGCCUACCAGUGUUGAUGGUAAUAUCAGUCGAAAUCCUUCAAUAUCAGCAGGUCUUUCUUUACUCGGAGUCGAAGACGGAACCAUGGGUGAGCAGGACCCAAUGUCAGCUCCGCCUGAAAUGUAUUCAUCCGCAAUGCCUUGGACUCCACCUACAGACCUUUCGUGCGCUACUUUCAGCGAUAUUCCCGUCACUGGCCCUAUGGCCGGUACUCAGAUGCGAUCUCAGUCGUUCGAUUUAUCUAUGUCAACGCCGAUAGCGUGGACCGAUCCAGUCACACAAGAUAUGAUCUCAUACAACCAGGUGCAGACUCCGACGAGCAUGUCUUCUAAUUAUUUCCCCAGUCCAACAACAACACCCACGAUGAGACCAGUUGAUCCACGUCAUAGAUCACCGUCGUCCACCAUGAACGGAGGUUCCUGCACCUGCUUUACAGCCUGCCUACAAUCACUUCAAGCAUUGCAUAACGCUUCUGCUCCGGCAGUGCCACCCUUUGACUUUAUCCUGUCUCUUAAUCGAAGAGCUGUCGAAGGAUGCGCGGCCAUGCUAUCUUGCAACAAAUGCAUGAGUCGAUCCGGUACACACACCGCUACCAUGCUGCUUGUUACCGUGAUUAGUAAAAUCACGUCAUUCUAUAAGACUGCUUCUAACUUGUAUUUCGAUGCUAGCAGCAUGGGUAUGACCCAGAACAACUUAGGAAAUAAUGUGGGAGUCAGCUUUGGCGUGUAUCAGCUCAAUGGCGAGGAUGGAAAGUGGCUCGAGCUUGAAAUACUAGCUAGGGAGCUCCGCAAAUUGGAGGAGGUCUACUCCAGAUUCCGAGACGUGGUCUAUACUGAUUAUUCCGACAUCCCCGAAGUUACCAAGGCUAUGAUCGGUUAUCUCGGCCAGAACCUUGGCUCUACACUCGAAGUUAUCAGUCAUAGAAAGGGCGAUAUGCCCUUUAUUGCCUAAAGCUAUAAGUUUUCGGCUUAAAAUACGUUCUAGCACCAUUACCACUAGCGCAAACGCGGCAUCACAGCGCAUGUUAUCAAACGAUAUUACGAUGUAACGCAGAAGAGGCCAAGACGACACACGCAGUGAGAUAAACGUUUCCAGAUCAGCUAAUUUUAAUGACGUCCUCGAUUCUCUUGUCAUCUAUUGCAUUUUUAUUUAUAUAUUCGAUAGUA
Daldinia loculata is the source of this 2022-nucleotide messenger RNA. RefSeq lists its product as uncharacterized. Lineage: Eukaryota; Fungi; Ascomycota; Sordariomycetes; Xylariales; Hypoxylaceae. Gene Ontology annotation, biological process: regulation of DNA-templated transcription. The record is from RefSeq and is a predicted model, not a curated record. Gene Ontology annotation, molecular function: zinc ion binding; DNA-binding transcription factor activity, RNA polymerase II-specific. Bases 545 to 1807 code for a protein of 420 amino acids. The transcript has a single exon.